UGCUCAUAUUGAAAAUCAAAAUGGUACUUUAUAUAGUCGUGUAUAUUAUGAAUCAACCAUACAACGAUACACUUUACCUUAUGUCAUUGGCCAUGCCAAAGUAGUACAUAGUCAUUGGUUUCGUUCAGCUUUAAUUCGUGCUGUUUGUUAUUGUACAUCAGUGGAAGAUUUUCAACAAGAACGAACUUAUUUGGAAUUAACACUUCUUAUUAAUGGCUAUUCAUUAUUAUUUGUUGAAACUCAUGUUAAACAUUUCUUCAAUCAUUUUCAUGCUCAAACAUUACGAUUUUCAAGAAGUCAAAGUGCCUAUGAUAAUUUUCGUCAACAAUGGUUUACGUUUGUUGA
Molecule: messenger RNA, 345 nt
Organism: Adineta ricciae
Lineage: Eukaryota; Metazoa; Rotifera; Eurotatoria; Adinetida; Adinetidae
Source: the annotation of a GenBank genome assembly